Chaetomium strumarium is the source of this 1473-nucleotide messenger RNA. Its product is annotated as major facilitator superfamily domain-containing protein. Lineage: Eukaryota; Fungi; Ascomycota; Sordariomycetes; Sordariales; Chaetomiaceae. The coding region runs from base 1 to 1413 and encodes 470 amino acids. The record is from RefSeq and is a predicted model, not a curated record. The transcript has 5 exons.
AUGCCCUCUCAAGAGCAGUCACCUCAGGACUACGAGAGCAGAGCGAGCCCCCCCAACGACCAGCAAUACCAUGCAGUGCGAUGGUACCGCUCAACCUUCUACAACAUGACCAUCCUCGGUCUGUGCAACCUUGCCGCUCCCGGCAUCUGGGGCGCGAUGAAUUCGCUUGGCGCAGGCGGCGCUGCGAAGCCGAACCUGAUCAACGCCGCCAACGCGCUGACCUUCUGUCUCAUGGUGGUGUCGUGCUACUUCUCCAGCGCGCUGGUGCACUACAUCGGCAUCAAGGGGGCCCUGAUCUUUGGGACCAUUGGAUACGCCCCAUAUGCGGCAGGGCUGUACACAAAUAACCGCUUCGGCAAUGAAUGGCUGGUUCUCCUGGGUGCUGCUCUCUGCGGCAUCUCGGCCGGCGUCUUCUGGAUGGCCGAGGCGGCCAUUGCCAUGGCCUACCCGGAGCCCUGGAACCGCGGCAAGGCGCUCGGCUACUGGCUGACCUACCGGCUCUCGGGCCAGAUCCUGGGCGGCGCCAUUAACCUGGGCCUGAAUGCCGACCGCAACGAGGCCGGCAAGGUGUCGUACACCGUCUUCCUUGUCUUCAUCGCGCUGCAGGCCGUCGGUCCUCUCGUUGGCCUGCUGCUCACCCGCCCGUCCAGGGUGGAGCGCCGAGACGGGAAGCGAGUGGACCUGAGCAUCACGCAGAAUCCGUGGUUUGAGAUGAGGGAGACUGCGAGGCUGUUCUUUAGCAGGAGAUUCCUGCUUAUCGUGGUGUUCAUCGGCCAGGCCGUGUUCGCUGAGGCUGUCUUCUUCACCUAUCUUGCGAUGUGGUUCUCGGUGCGAGCCAGAGCUCUCGGCUCAUUUGUUUCCGGCAUAGUGGCCGUCAUAUCUGGCAACCUACUUGGCCUCUGGCUCGACAGGACGCAAAUCCCGCUAAAGACCCGUGCUCGUGGCGCCUUCUGGGUCGUUGUCACGCUUCAAGGCGCCUGGUGGAUCUGGGCGACCGUAUUAGUCACGCGCUUCCGUCAGACCAAGCCGACCUAUGACUGGGCCAUGCCCGGCUUCGGCGCCGCCUUUGCCGUCUUCGUGUUUCUGACACUCGGCUUCCAGCUCAACUACCUCUUUCUCUAUUUCGUCAUCCACAACCUGGCAGAGAGCGAGGCCGAGCUGAUCCGCUACGCCGCGCUGUUGCGUGGCACCGAGUCCGCCUGGCAGGCUCUGAGUUACGGCCUGGAGUCGUUAACGGUGUUUGCCGAGGUUGGCGGCGUGUAUAUGAAUUUUGGCUUGUGGGGGAUUGCUAUCCUCCCGGCCUGGCUUGUUCUGCGCCAUUUUGGCUCCGUGAAAAAUGGGGACGAGGAUACGGGUACAGAUAGCAUGAGCCAACAGGAGCCAACUAGGGAUACGGAUGUCAAGGGUAGCUAAGUGUUGAAAGUUAGGGCCGAGACUACUCAGAAACGCAGGGGGAGGGGAUGCAGGCAGGUG